Triticum aestivum (bread wheat) is the source of this 2548-nucleotide messenger RNA. RefSeq lists its product as uncharacterized. Bases 1113 to 2219 code for a protein of 368 amino acids. The record is from RefSeq and is a predicted model, not a curated record. The transcript is spliced from 5 exons. NCBI's taxonomy places the organism in Eukaryota, Viridiplantae, Streptophyta, Magnoliopsida, Poales, Poaceae.
GCCCAUUCCCAACCCCACCCCACCUCCCGCAUCACCUCUGCCGGAUCUCCCGACCACCUCCCGCCGCCACCCCUGGCUCCAGCGCGCUUCUUCCCUCUGACCCGCGCGUCGCCGACGCACUUCCUUCCACACGGCCGACGCCCCUCUCGCCGGAGCGCCACCUCCCCAUCCGCCGGCGCUCCUCCUCCCACUCCACCCCAAUCCACCCUGAUGCGUGCAACCCUCCUCCCACACUGAUGCGCGCGACCCACCGGGCGCGGCACCUGCAUCUCGCCGCCCCGCUCCCUGGCCACCGGAGCGCCAUCCCCCCCGCUCGACCGCUGCCACCCCGGUCCCCGACCGAAACCCACGACGCCCCGUCUCUCCUCCCCUGGACCGCUGUUGCACGCCGCCGAUGCGGGACACCUCCCCGGUGCGCUGCUGCCGUGCCGCGGAUGACCACGAGUGACCUUCUUCCACCUCUCCAAGCGCCGCCACUCGGGACGCCAUGCACUCAGGCUCCCCUGCCGCCGCGAACUUCUUGCUCCUGCCACCACGACCUUCUCCCCCCUGCCGCCGCGUCCUUCUUCCACGCACUCAGAACUUGGCCAUUUCUAGACGAGGAAUCAAGCUCGCCCCUGCUGCUCUGUUUGGAUCUACUCGGUUGCUGGUGUUUGCUUCGAGGCUACUCACACCCGAGCUCCCACUAGCCACGGCAAUCUCAUUCCCACAGCAGCGGAUGUCGCCGACCUCGACUAGUGGUUGCCGGAUUUGUGUUUCUUCUGUACAAAACUGAUGCAUUUCUUCUCUUGUUUCUACAGUUUUGUUAACUGAACUUUAAUGUCUCGACUGAUUGAACUGCACAGAACUUAACUGUCUAGGCUGCAAGGGUGUGACGCGGAGGUGGCUCGAGCCGGCGGGAGAUGCAACAGUUCGAUGCAGCCCCUCCACGCCGUUCAACUCAUGCAGCCAGCUGGCUCAAAGCCAAUAGUGAGCUCCUACUUCGACUCACUGCGCACGUAGCUUCUGGGCAUGUGUCGAUGUGUGGCUGAAGCUCUUUCUUUCUCUCCAUAGUCUCAUGUGCUGAUGCUACCCUCUCAGUCUCUCUUAUCUCAGUUUGGCACACCCAGAAAAUGAUUUUGUUACUCUCAGUUUGGCACACCAUUGCUGGUCGAGGAAGUUUUCUCUGGUACUUGCCAUGGCAAGAGCUUGAGACGAUGUGGUUGGGCGUGCAGGUACUGCACGCCGGACCCGGAGGAGGACUUCGGGGAGGGGUACAAGGGGAAGCAGGUGGUGGUGGAGAACCUGCGGCAGCUGUGCGUGCACCGGGUGGCCAACGAGAGCGGGCGGCCGUGGGCGUGGUGGGACUUCGCCAUGGACUACAAGCCGCGGUGCUCCAUGAAGGAGAAGAAGUACAGCAAGGCGCGCACCGAGGAGGUGGUGGCCUCGCUCGGGCUAUCGCUGGAGAAGGUGCUGGCGUGCAUGGGCGACCCCGACGCCGACGCCGACAACGCCGUGCUGUCCAAGGAGUAGGAGGACUAGAUCGGGCGCGGGUCGCACGGGACAUCACCAUCCUGCCCAUGCUCGUCAUCAACGAUGUCCAGUACAGAGGGAAGCUGGAGAGGACGGCGGUGCUCAAGGCCGUGUGCGCCGGCUUCAAGGAGGGGACCGAGCCUCAAGUCUGCCUGAGCCAUGACAUGGAGACGAACGAGUGCCUGCACCGGAACGGCGGGUGCUGGCGGGACGAGGCGAUGAACGUGACGGCGUGCAGGGACACGUACCGGGGCAGGGUGUGCGAGUGCCAUGUGGUGAAUAGCGUCUGCUAUGGCGGCGACGGGUACACCCACUACAAAGGUCGACUGCGCCGCCACACGAAGUUCACAGGCCAUAGCUGCGGACGGACGAAAUUCCAACUGUACCGCAACCCCUCAAGAUCCACAGUGGUCAAAGAUGGUGCUCCACAGUUGUUCGGUGUAAUGCCCAAGGAGCAAACAAUGUCUCUCUCACUUUUGUUUUUCGAAAGACCUACCUAUCAUCUUGCCGCUGUUGCGUUAGAGUGGCUCCAUCUGCAGAUGGGGGAGGUCUCGACCUGCAGCUGGGAGAAGUCUCGACCUGCACCUGGUCACGCGCGCCACUGCCACUUAGGUCCACCACCUACAGCCGGCGCCGCAGUGCCUCGACCGUUCAACUAUGCCACCUCAGCAGUUCAAUAUAUAUUGGAGAAGAAGAAAAAACAAUAGUAGGUUCAAAUGUUGUGUUUUGUGAUUGUUGUAGACUUGCAGCAAAUUAGAGGUGGUCCCAAAGAAAAAAUUGUUCCCUUUGAUGGAGCACCUGGCCGUUCCAUUUGUUUUUUUUUUGUUUUGCAAAUUGCUAGUUGGCCAUAUAGCUUCAGUAGUGGUAUAAUGCUUUAGGUUCCUGACUAUUGGUCUUGAUGUUUGGCCGUACUUGAGGUCUUGAGGUGGAGCUCGGUAAUGUAUACGGGAGUAGUUUGGAUUUGGUAUUUUUUUGCAGUUUGGCACCGUGUUAUAUGUAUUUUAAAAGUGCACAAAAAAUAGCACUUCAUUCAAAA